CGUCUCCCCCAAAAACCAUUUCUGCCUUCUGCACCUCCGCACGCCAUUUUGGCUCUGAAGUCCACAAUCCCUGACCUCGAGAAUCAUCUCAUUACAGUCCACACUCAUCCCCUCACAAUCUCCGGCAAAGGAGUCUCUUAAGUUGCAGUUAUAGUCCUCAUCCCAACGACUCGAGGAAGCUUAUUGAUGAGGUUCUUUGGAUUGUCGCAGCAGUAGAGUGAAAGAAAUCUACAGAUUAUCCGGAUUAAGGUUUCUGGGAAGAUGGGAAAUGAUGAUGUUGCCAAGUGCUCUCCGAUUGCAUCGAAAAAGAAUAAAUUGGCGCACAUGUUUUCGAAGGUUUUAUUUCACGGAGGCGCCGGGAUCACCAAUGAUGGAAUCGCGAGCGUGAAACCCGAGGAAAAGAAAUCGAAAGAUCCAUCCGAGAAUACUCAAGACGAGUUCCAAGAUGCCGUGACAAUGGAAGCAUUUUUUUCACAGAUAUUUGCGAGCAUAGCCGCCGUUAAAGCUGCGCGUACGCGCAACUUCAAUUCGCCCAAUCUCCGUAUGACCCGGACGGGAUUCAAUCCGCAGAUCGAAAGAUCGUUGCGGAGCUCAAGAAUUUGUCGGAGCUAAAGGAAAGUUACUUGAAUAAGCAAUUCAACGACCCGGACGUCGAGACAACUCUACUCUUGUCUGAACUCCGUGAGGCGAAGAGUAUUCAGCAAAUCUUCGAGAUCACUAUAAAGAAAUUGGAUUCAGAUCACAAACUCAAGGACUCCGAAAUCACCUUUCUGAAAGAAAAAUUAGCCGAGGCGAACGGGGAGAACAAACUGAUCGAAAAGAAGAUUUAUUCGAGCGGGCAGCUUGCCGUUCCUGACAAAAUUCAGCUGCAAGAUCUGAACCAGAAUUAUAUCAUCUCAUGUAUCCGUCAUACGGUGAAAUCCAUCCGAAGCUUCGGCCGCGGGUUGGAAUUUGGACAAAGCCGCAUCUGUAGUCGAACCCGGUGCCUUUUUCGGGGCGCCUGAGCAUCGAUUCUAUGCGUUCGAGUCGUAUGUCUGCAAACAAAUGUUCGACGGGUUCAACCACCCGGGUUUUGAAAUUGGGCGGGCGCCCGACCCGGAAAGCCAUUCCAAUUGUGCCCGGUUUCUCGAAGAGUUCGUCGAGCUCAAGUCUAUGCGGGCCGUGGAUUAUCUUGUUCGGGGGCCCGGCUCCGAAUUUGCGGCGUUUAGUCGCGCAAAGUAUAUGAGGCUGGUGCACCCGAAAAUGGAAGCGUCAUUUUUCGGGGACACGAGCCUGCGGAGGCUUGUUGAGUCGGGAGACGGUAUUCCGGAUUCGCCAUUUUUUGCAGCGUUCGGGGACAUGGCGAAGCGAGUUUGGCUUCUGCAUUGCUUGGGUCCGGCGUUUGAUCCAACUCUUUGUUGCGGGGAAGGGAAGCCAUUUUUCGGAGGUGUAUAUGGAGAGGAGGUGUAUAUGGAGAGUGUGUACGGCGACGAGGUGGUGAUGAUGACUGCGGAGCCGCAGGUGGCGUUCGUAGACUUGCUCAAACGGUUCAAACCGCCGAUUACGGUUUGUCAAAAUAUCAAACCGAAAUCGAACCUUCGAAUGACGGUUUCACCGCACUCGCACAAAGGUUCUCCUCUUCACGCCGCGCAGCCGCCCUCUCUUCCUUCGGACGACGCACAGCAUGUAUACGUCCUGCAAGGCAAAUACUGAAAUGUCCCAAUGCAUCACGUCAAUGUUUGCUUCAAGCCUUCCGAAGGUCUGUAGAAGCAAUUUAACCAAUGGAUUCUUGUCCAAUAAUUGCAAGCAAGCAGUGGUUGGUGGAAGAGAAGUUAGGAAACAAAGUCUUUCGCUUUCAAUGUCGAGCAGUGGUAUCAGAAAUCAAGUGGAAACUUCCCCCGAAGACAAAGGGACCGGCCUUACAUACAAGGAUGCUGGUGUUGAUAUCGAUGCUGGUUCAGAACUUGUUCGUAGAAUAGCCAAGAUGGCCCCUGGAAUUGGAGGUUUUGGAGGACUCUUCCCUUUGGGAGAUUCUUAUCUAGUGGCGGGCACAGAUGGUGUCGGAACAAAGCUUAAGCUUGCUUUUGAGACUGGCAUCCACGACACCAUAGGCAUUGAUUUGGUUGCCAUGAGUGUUAAUGAUAUAGUCACAUCUGGGGCGAAGCCUUUGUUUUUCCUUGAUUACUUUGCCACUAGCCAUCUUGAUGUUGAUCUUGCAGAAAAGGUUAUCAAAGGCAUAGUCGAUGGUUGCCAACAAUCCGAUUGUGCUCUUCUAGGGGGAGAGACUGCAGAGAUGCCUGAUUUUUACGCCAAUGGUGAGUAUGAUCUGAGUGGUUUUGCUGUCGGCAUUGUGAAAAAAGAUUCAGUGAUUGACGGGAAAAGCAUAGAGGUUGGUGAUGUACUUGUCGGUCUGCCAUCCAGCGGUGUGCAUUCAAAUGGAUUUUCUCUUGUUAGAAGAGUUCUUAGCCAAAGUGGCCAUUCUUUGAAUGAUAGUCUUCCGGGUUCAUCUGCUACGCUCUGUCAAGCUCUGAUGGCACCUACUGUGAUAUAUGUCAAACAGGUACUCGACAUCAUUGGCAAAGGCGGUGUGAAAGGGAUCGCCCACAUCACCGGUGGUGGCUUCACCGACAACAUACCCCGCAUUUUUCCAAAGGGCCUCGGAGCUCUCAUCUACAAGGACUCUUGGACGGUUCCUCCGAUCUUUAAGUGGAUUCAAGAGACGGGGAGAAUUGAAGAUGCAGAAAUGAGUCGAACAUUCAACAUGGGCAUCGGAAUGGUAAUGGUGGUGAAGGAGGAAGCUGCUCUGAGAAUAGUUGCGGAAAAUGAAGCAGCUCGUCGGAUAGGUGAGGUUGUAAAGGGUGACGGAGUGAGUUACCGAUGAAAAGGGCCCGCAAAAUCACCCGGAAAGGUUUUUUUGCGGGAGUGAAAGAGAUUGUAUCUAGCCUUUGAUUUCAUUCGCGUGAAGGAAAAAAUUGUCUAAAUCGUUCGGUUUCGUUCGCGGAGAGAGUCUAUGAUCGAUGGUGAAUCUGUGAUGGAUUUCGAAUCUAAAUUCCAAAUUUUAGGUUUAUUUCGUGCAAGGGAGAAACGGGUAAGGUGGAUGUUCGAUUCCUCAGCUUGCGAUGUUUUUUUGGUGUGAUGAUUUUGUUGGUUGAUUGCGAUAGUGCUAUUAGGAUUCACGAUCGAUUUCGGUAAGUAUUUCACUAUUGCUUCGACGAUUGUUGUCUUGUUUGCGAUUAUGAUUGCUUCUAAUUGUGUAUGACCUUUCGUUAAGAGGGUAUGUAUUCGAAAAAAUGUUUGUAGGAGCUGUUGCGAUUUCCUGCUAGUAUGCGUGGGUAUUUUCACGGAUA
Messenger RNA from Andrographis paniculata, 3326 nucleotides. Its product is annotated as phosphoribosylformylglycinamidine cyclo-ligase, chloroplastic-like. NCBI's taxonomy places the organism in Eukaryota, Viridiplantae, Streptophyta, Magnoliopsida, Lamiales, Acanthaceae. The transcript is spliced from 13 exons. Gene Ontology annotation, biological process: adenine biosynthetic process; 'de novo' IMP biosynthetic process. Gene Ontology annotation, molecular function: phosphoribosylformylglycinamidine cyclo-ligase activity; phosphoribosylamine-glycine ligase activity. The record is from RefSeq and is a predicted model, not a curated record. Gene Ontology annotation, cellular component: cytosol. Bases 1664 to 2860 code for a protein of 398 amino acids.